UGAGUGUCAUGCAGCCACAGGGAAAUAAGUGGUCACAGUAAGGAGAGACUAAGAGCAGAUGGGUCAGAAGAUGAGCUCAGACUGUUUGACUCGCUCUGAGGUGUUUGGGCAGCUCAGGCGGGAGCUUUAUGGGGAGGAGCAGUCAAGUCAUUCCAAUACACACUUAUUCAUCAUACUGGGAGCAUCUGGAGAUCUUGCUAAAAAGAAGAUCUAUCCAACUUUAUGGUGGUUAUUCAGAGAUGGCCUCCUUCCAGACAACACGUUCUUUGUGGGUUUUGCCCGAUCUAACCUGACUGUAGAUGACAUCAAGGCAGCAUGUCUGCCCCACAUGAAGGUCACUGAUGAAGACAAAGACUACCUAUCAGCCUUCUUCAGUAAGAACUCCUACCUGAGUGGCAGAUAUGAUGAUGGCAGCUCCUUCGACCAACUCAACAGACAUCUGUCAUCUCUAUCUGGGGGCGGCAACACCAACAGACUUUUCUACCUGGCUCUACCACCAACUGUCUACCACCAUGUCAGCACAAACAUCAGAACCCACUGCAUGAGCCUCAAAGGUUGGAACAGGGUAAUUGUUGAGAAGCCCUUUGGUCGUGACCUCCAAAGCUCACAGGAACUAUCAGCCCAUCUUUCAUACCUGUUCACAGAGGAACAGAUCUACCGCAUAGAUCACUACCUGGGAAAGGAGAUGGUCCAGAACCUCAUGGUGCUUAGGUUUGGAAAUCGCAUUUUUGGACCCAUAUGGAACAGGAACAGUGUGGCCUGUGUGGUUCUCACUUUCAAGGAGCCUUUUGGCACUCAGGGCCGUGGAGGAUACUUUGAUGACUUUGGUAUUAUUCGAGAUGUCAUGCAGAACCACCUCCUCCAGAUGCUCUGUUUGGUUGCAAUGGAGAAACCUCCUUCCACCAGUCCAGAUGAUGUGAGAGAUGAGAAGGUGAAGGUGUUGAAGUGUAUCACUCCUGUUGAAGUAUCCGAUGUUGUGCUUGGCCAGUAUGUCGGAGAUCCUGAAGGGGAGGGCCAAUCCAGAUUAGGAUACCUUGAUGAUCCCACUGUACCCAAAGACUCCUGCACACCUACUUUUGCCACAGCAGUCCUCUAUGUCCGGAAUGAGAGAUGGGAUGGAGUUCCUUUUAUUCUGCGCUGUGGUAAAGCGCUAAAUGAGCGGAAGGCAGAGGUACGUCUGCAGUUCACUGAUGUGCCAGGAGACAUCUUUGGCGACAGCUGUCAGAGAAAUGAGCUGGUGGUGCGGGUGCAGCCAGAUGAAGCUAUUUACUUAAAAAUGACAACCAAGAGGCCUGGAGUUUACUUCAAUCCUGAGGAGACCGAGCUGGAUCUCACCUACAAGAGCCGAUACAAGGAUGUGAAGCUCCCAGAUGCUUAUGAAAGACUGAUACUGGAUGUCUUCUGUGGAAAUCAAAUGCAUUUUGUUCGCAGUGAUGAGUUACGGGAGGCCUGGAGGAUCUUCACCCCCCUCCUCCACCAAAUAGAGAGAGAGAAGACGUGCCCCAUUCCCUACUCAUAUGGAAGUCGUGGUCCGAGAGAAGCGGAUGAUCUGAUGAAGAGGGUGGGAUUUCGCUAUGAGGGAACAUACAAGUGGGUGCAGCCCCACACAACUUAAUGCUUUCUGUCACACAACCACGAAUAAAGAUUGUAAAACAGUUUACAAACAAUAAAGUUUACUGCAGUCACUGCUGCACUUCAUUGAUUUCUGAUUUUCUCCACAUGCAAGAAACCACUGCUGAUAAUGAAAGAGGAGAUAAAAAGAAUUGUAACAGCCUCAUUUUGACAAAGCAAACAUUUAAAUGUCUGGUGUCAGGUAAGAGCAACUUUUAGGUGUGUUCUAAUUUCAAUUCAAAGCCCUCUGUCACUGUUACUAACGUGUUAUUAAUCUCUUACAAUUUAUGAAUAUUAACAUUUUUGGUACGGUUAAAUCAUUUCUAUCAACCGCUUACACCAGAUUGACGCUGGUUCAAAGCACUUUGCUUCUACCAAGUUUGAGGCCUAACUGGAAUCAUAUGCACACAAUUUCUUUCACACCAGUAAUAAACCAUUCGGUCAACCUCACAGGACUUGAAGGGCAGUGGGAAACACAGCGAGGACAAACACCUGUUUAAACAAUUCUUGUGUCUUGCUGUUCCAAUUCAUUACAGUAAUAAUUUUGGUCCAUUAAGUAGGAAGAAUUUUAUGGCCCAUUAGUAUAGGAAGGUGUGUUUACAUUAUUUUUUUUUUUGCUAUGAAUUUCAUAAUCUGAGACUAGAAAAUGCUCAGAGAUAACAUACAACC
Molecule: messenger RNA, 2280 nt
Organism: Archocentrus centrarchus (flier cichlid)
Lineage: Eukaryota; Metazoa; Chordata; Actinopteri; Cichliformes; Cichlidae
Product: glucose-6-phosphate 1-dehydrogenase-like
Exons: 12
Coding region: 59-1615 (518 amino acids)
Biological process (GO): pentose-phosphate shunt, oxidative branch; glucose metabolic process
Cellular component (GO): cytosol
Molecular function (GO): NADP binding; glucose-6-phosphate dehydrogenase activity
Source: RefSeq, a predicted model, not a curated record